AUGAACUCAAUAUACACCAUCACCAUCAAGAACAACUCCAUGUAUCCACGGAGCUUCAUACUCUUCCAAGACAUUCCUACGCCCUCUAACAUUCCAUCACGGGAUGUUUUCACCAACGUCUACCAGCGGGCUGUGGGUAUAUCGGGCAAAGACGAAGGUGAAGCCUUGUUCGAGAUUUCUAGCGAAUGCUUUGUAGUGCACGGCACCUCGACUCGAAGCGAUAUGGGAAUGAUCACCGUUAAGACCUCCGACUAUAAGCCUGUCAAGCUGGGGCCACAGGGAUCGCGGUUCUACCUCACUAAUCGACAAUCACCCACGUUUGACAAGGAAGACGGGUCAAGUGAAGCCACAUGA
Fusarium graminearum PH-1 is the source of this 354-nucleotide messenger RNA. RefSeq lists its product as uncharacterized. The record is from RefSeq and is a predicted model, not a curated record. The transcript has a single exon. The coding region runs from base 1 to 354 and encodes 117 amino acids. Lineage: Eukaryota; Fungi; Ascomycota; Sordariomycetes; Hypocreales; Nectriaceae.